GACCAACCUCACACACACUCUCAUCUCGUCUCGUCACUUUUCUGUGGCUCUGCGUUUCUCAGUGGUUACGCUGGCUUGAGGAUUUGUGCUUGAAGAGGAAGGAAUGGCGAAGAAGAAGAACCCUUUGGUUUUUAUGGAUUUGUGCAUUGAUGGAGAUCCUGCUGAAAAGAUGGUUUUCGAGCUUUUCUAUGAUCGUGCUCCCAAGACUGCCGAUAAUUUCCGUGCUCUCUGUACAGGAGAAAAGGGAAUUGGACCAAAGAGUGGGAGACCACUACACUACAAAGGGUCUUUCUUCCAUCGCAUUUUAAAAGGUUACUAUGCAAAGGGAGGUGAUUUUGUCAAAAGGGAUGGCACUGGUGGCGAAAGCAUUUACAGUGAGGAGGAGUUUCCAGAUGAGUCACCGAAGCUAAAGCACAAUGAACCUGGACUUCUCUCAAUGCCUGUUGCUCUUCGUGACUCUCUAGGCUCUCAGUUCAUUAUCACCUUUGAAGCUAAUCAUAGUCUAGACAGAAAGCACGUCAUUUUUGGGAAGCUGAAACAUGGAUGGGACGUUUUGAAAAGAAUAGAAAAUGCGGGUGAUGUAGAUGGGAAUCCAACUGUGACAGUGAAAGUCAUCAACUGUGGUGAAUAUAGUGAAGACAAAAAGAAAGUAAAAUCAGUGAAGGAAGCUUCUUCAGAUGCUAAUAGUCUUGAAUUGAAGCGUAAGGGAAAACACAAGAAAUCUUCAAGAGACAGAAGGAAGAGGAGGAGGAGGAGAUACGAAUAUGAUUCAUCGACAUCUGAAAGUGACUCGGAUUCUGAGUUGGAUUCAUCUGAAUCCGAUAGUGAUCCUGACUCUGAUUUAUCCUCAUCCUCUUACGACAGUUCUUCAAGUGAUGAUAGACGUAAGAAAAGAAAGAGGUCUUAUAAAAGAGACAAGUAUAAACGUGCAAAAAGGCGGGACAAGGGAAGAGACAAAAAGCGUAGACGCCGUGAUAAGAGAUCUAAGAUCAGAUCAAGAAGGGCCUCUGACAGCCUUACAGAUACUGAGGGUGACAGUAACGCUGGAGAUGAUGGUCUUAAUGCAGAAAGGAAGGAUAAGAAGUCUAAAAAGGAGACCUCACAGAAAGCUGUGGAUGAAGAUGCUACUUCAAAUCACCUCAAAAGGAGGGAGGAAGAAAUUGUGCUUGAGAAAGAAAGUGCAUUCCCCAAGGAGAAUGGAGAGCAGCGGAGCAAUGGCCUGCGAACAGAUCUUAAAUAUGACAAAACUGCAGAUAGGCAACCGGACAUAGUUGAUGAUCACCCAGGCAAAUCUAGGAGCCGAAGCUUGAGUCCUAAAAGGAUCCUGAGUAAGAGUAUGAGUAUUAGUCCCAGGAGGAGUCCGAUCAAGAGUCCAAGUGUAAGUCCCAUGAGCCAGAGUUCGAGUGUCAGUAGAAGCCCUCCUCGUGCCCCUCAAAGGAGUAGAAGCAUCAGCAGGAGUCCUGUUAAAAGUGAUAGCAGUAGAAGCCCAGCAAGAGGUUUCAGCAGGAGUCCAGUGAAGAGUUGGAGGGGUAGGAGUAGGAGUCCAGUUAAAUCUCGGUCUCAAAGAACUAUUAGCAAUAGUCCUGCAUCCCUACCGAGACGAAGUGUUAGCCCAAGCCCUCCUAGAAAAGUAGCUAGAAAAUCAAUAAGCAGAAGCCCUGUGAGAGUUUCAAGAAGCCGAAGCCCCGCUAGAUCUUCUCGAAGGAGUGCAAGUAGAAGCUCGGGUAGGAUUGCUAAUAGGAAAAACAUUAGCCGCAGUCCUGUCAGGCCGGUUGGUGGGAAUAACCGCCGCAGCUACUCAAGGAGUCGAAGCCCAGUACGCCGGGUUAGAUCACCUCCAUCUGAUAGGGAUAGGAGCUUGUCAAGAAGUGUUUCACCUGAUGGCUCACCCAAGCGCAUUAGAAGGGGACGGGGUUUUAGCCAGCGGUACUCUUAUGCACGGCGGUACAGAACUCCUUCAUUAUCUCCUGUGAGACCAUAUCGUUAUGGAGGUCGAAGUGAUCGUGACAGGUAUUCAAGUUAUAGAAGGUACUCUCCAAGGCGUUAUAGAAGCCCACCGAGAGCAAGAACACCUCCGAGAUACAGGAGCAGAAGAACCAGGUCUCCUGUAUCACGUAGCCCCCGUCGUGGUCGCCGCUACAGUAGGAGCCGUAGCCCAAUCCGGAGCCGCAGUCCAAUCCGAAGUCGUUCUCGCUCCCCAGUGGAGGUGGCUGCUCGGGUUGAGAAGCGCAGAUCUCCUUCAAGAAGCAGGAGCCCAUCAGCUUCAAGGUCCUCAGACUCUCCAUCUCCAAGGCCAAGGGGCAAGAACAAAUCAAGAUCCUCGUCAGACAGUCCAAACGAGAAGAAGGGCCUGGUUUCUUAUGGUAAUGGUUCCCCAGACUCUGAGUGAAGGAUGAUGACAUUGCAGCAGCUGCUGAGGGUUUCUCCUCUAGUUUCUGAAGCUACUGAGCAGUAGUUUUACCUGGUUAUCGACCAUAGCUUAGAACAUUAAUAAUUGGCAUGUUUGAGCAUAUCUUUUGAAACAAGUAACUUUUGGUACUAUGAGGCUAUGCGAUAUUGAUGUGAUUUUAUUGUAGGGGCUGAGAAUUGUGCAUUGUCCGUCGGAAUUCUAUUCUUUUUGCAACGGAGUUGCUUUUUUUAAAUAUACACUGCUAGGUACUUUAC
Fragaria vesca subsp. vesca is the source of this 2664-nucleotide messenger RNA. RefSeq lists its product as uncharacterized. Bases 104 to 2389 code for a protein of 761 amino acids. The transcript has 14 exons. Gene Ontology annotation, biological process: protein peptidyl-prolyl isomerization. NCBI's taxonomy places the organism in Eukaryota, Viridiplantae, Streptophyta, Magnoliopsida, Rosales, Rosaceae. The record is from RefSeq and is a predicted model, not a curated record. Gene Ontology annotation, molecular function: peptidyl-prolyl cis-trans isomerase activity.